AGCAUAUAAAGCAGUCUGCUAAGCAGACUAUGCAAGCUCUUCAGCAGAAUUCAUUCUAUAGUGGAGCUAACUGGGCUCAGGUCGAAAAGAACCUGCUGCUUGAAAAGUAUACUCUGCCUCUCAAAGCGAAGGAGGAGUGCAUAUACUCCUGCGAGCAAUUCGGGGUAGGCAUGACCAUCAUUGCAUUAUCUUCCCAUCUGAUCUCGUUCGGGCAGCACACGGCCAUCCUGUCUGGCAUGGUCAAAGCAAAAGUGGAGAGAACGGAACUCCGAAAGGUGUUUUUGGGGGCCCUGAAAGGCCGCUUCCGUCACUACUUUUACGAGGAUAGGGCGCUUGGUGCCAUUUCCUAUAAGACUCUGACAGAAUGUGUAGAUUUUGAAUUGGAUAGAGAUGAUGACUGUCGCCUGUUGGGCAUUUGGGAGCGGCUUUCCUCCAAGUUUCAGAUCCCCCGUUACUUGAAGCACGGCGUUCUCCGUCUUCAGAUUCCCUUUCUUAACGAGCUGAUUUUACACCGGUGGAUUUUGAGGGCUUAUGAAAUCGGGCAAACUUUCAUUCAGAGUCAUCGCGACCUCCUCCAUGUACUGGCUUCAGUGAGACCCGCUGUCAGCAAAAUUCUGGUCAACGAUGUUCAUCGCUCUAUUGAGCUCUGUCACUCCGCGCUUGUUUCCAUUACUUCCUUCUCCGAAGAAAUCACGGGAAUCGUGCAAACCCGCCACGUCACGUUUUGUGUCUUCAAGUCGAUGCUGGAGUCGAUCGAGCAUGCACGCGAGGACGGCAUCUUCCGGUGGACUGAGUAUAAUAUAUUACAGCGCCUUUUGCAUUCGCGCGUUCGUUUGAUGGGCCUUCAACUGUUUGCUUUGGAGAAAAGUUUUCGCUCCGAUCGUGAAAUUCUUUUUGGCCGUGAACUUUUGAAGCCGUUAGCCGCCUUGUAUGAUACUCUGGGCUUAUCCACUAGAAAGAAAUUUUUUUCCGCAAAAACGCACCUUUUUACCUUGAAACAACCCGUUCAUAACACUGUAGCGUACGUACUGCUGCGCGGAAGAGUCGAACAUAAAUACAAAGAGUUUGCUUUUCCGGAGGAAAGCGACACUAUGCAACUCGAGGACGCGCACGUCAGGAGCGUCAGCGAAGGGUGUGGUGCAGUCGUUGGAAUCUCCAAUCUCCUGCAGGACACCGACUGGGAGGAGGCUGUCACGUUAACUCCUUCAGAGUUUCUGUGUGUUGAUCGGAUACUUUGGAAGAGCAUUCUUCAAGAGCACGAACACGUUGCCGAUGCCUUUUAUAAGAUUUUCGCUUCUCAGCUCAUCGCCCACCAUUUUAGAAGAAUUGCUUUAAACGUUCAUCCGACAGGGCUGCUAGAAGCCGUAAUGAGCGCACAUCUUCUUAAGGGCUUGCAGAAGGAUUUCAAAGAGAUCUUGCCCUAUUCAGUUCAAGUGUGCGGAUUGCUGCUGCAGGGAUUCUGCGUUAUUCAGUACGGCGGUGAUAAGCAGGAAAAAGUACUUGCGCCUACUUAUUUUGAAGGCCCCUGCCUAAUACGCGAACUCUCCGCUGACUCUGUCGUUUUGCCUCUAGAUUCUGUAGAGCAGUACAGGAGUUGCUUAACUGCUGCGGCCGAAAGAUUCCUAGACUGCUCCAGGAGAUCUCCUGAAAAUUAUGUGAGAAGCGGAGUCUCGUGCUCAAGCAUUGCAAGGCACAGCAUCGCUAUAACUGCUCGCCCAUCGCUGUUUACUUCUGCUGUAGCCUGUAAAGAAGCCGAUGCCAAGAGAAACGAGUACAUCGAAGUGGAUAUGAAUGAGCCCUCCCGUUCGACCUUGACUAGUCUCACCCGCCCGGAUCGGAUUGAUUCUUCUUUGGAAAGGAUGCCAACUAAUAUCAUCGGAAGGAAAAACACUUUUAGAUAGCCAAUAGGCCUUUUAGGUUCAAACCCUGCAAUGUGUGUUUUGCUCAAAGACCCGCUUGAAUAAUAGCCAUUGAGAAGGCGUAGAAAGUGUCAUUUUACAGGGAUAAA
Zophobas morio is the source of this 2008-nucleotide messenger RNA. RefSeq lists its product as uncharacterized. The transcript is spliced from 22 exons. The record is from RefSeq and is a predicted model, not a curated record. The coding region runs from base 30 to 1901 and encodes 623 amino acids. NCBI's taxonomy places the organism in Eukaryota, Metazoa, Arthropoda, Insecta, Coleoptera, Tenebrionidae.